ACCCAGCAAGACAUCUUUGAGGCUGUAGGCCAGCCGAUGUGCGCGAGCGUCCUAGAAGGCUUCAAUGGAACAAUCUUCGCCUACGGACAGACGGGAGCAGGGAAGACCUUCACGAUGCAGGGAGUUGACGACGGGAGCGUAUCCGACGACAGCACCCAAGGGCUGAUCCCGCGGGUCUUCUCCUUCCUCUUCUCGCGCAUCGAGGAGCUCAAGGCCGAAGGGGUCGACAUCUCCUGCAAGUGCUCCUACCUGGAGAUCUACAACGAGGCCGUCACCGACCUCUUGAGCGACAGCGCCAGCAGCAUCACCAUCCGAGACGACCCGAAGCGAGGAGUGCUGAUCGAAGGAGCCAGCACUAUCCCCGUCAAGUCAGCUGCCGAGACGACCAACGCCCUGCUGCUGGGCUCGCAGAACCGCAAAGUCGCGGCGACGUGCAUGAACAAGGAGAGCUCUCGGUCGCACUCGCUCUUCACGGUCUACGUGCAGGCACAUCCUCUCCUCCUCCGUCUCGCCCUCACCCUGACCGGCUUCCGUUUCAACCUCAUCGACUUGGCGGCAGGCUCGGAGCGGCAGAAGUACACGCAGGCGACGGGAGACCGUCUGAAGGAGGCGAACAACAUCAAUCGCUCCCUCUCAGCGCUCGGCAACGUCAUCAUGGCCUUAGCCAACGGCAACGGGCACGUGCCCUACAGGGACUCGAAGCUGACCUUCAUGCUCAAGGACAGCAUCGGGGGGAACAGCAAGACCUGCAUCAUCGCCUGCUGCAGUCCAGCUGAGGCCUGCUACGAGGAGACACUGUCGACGCUCAAGUUCGUCAGGUUCGCGAAGCUGGUCAAGAACGUGGCGGUUGUCAACCAGGAG
This is a messenger RNA of Guillardia theta CCMP2712, 861 nucleotides long. RefSeq lists its product as hypothetical. The transcript has 3 exons. Gene Ontology annotation, biological process: microtubule-based movement. Gene Ontology annotation, molecular function: ATP binding; microtubule binding; microtubule motor activity. The record is from RefSeq and is a predicted model, not a curated record. The annotation marks the transcript as partial. Lineage: Eukaryota; Cryptophyceae; Pyrenomonadales; Geminigeraceae.